Molecule: messenger RNA, 3199 nt
Organism: Halichondria panicea
Lineage: Eukaryota; Metazoa; Porifera; Demospongiae; Suberitida; Halichondriidae
Product: E3 ubiquitin-protein ligase TRIM71-like
Exons: 6
Coding region: 619-3072 (817 amino acids)
Molecular function (GO): GTP binding; protein binding; GTPase activity
Source: RefSeq, a predicted model, not a curated record
CCGCACUGAAGUUGAGGCCUAGCUUGUGAAGGAGCCUAGCCUGUAGGCUAGUAGUAGCUAGCUAUAGCUAUUACUAAACAAUAAAAGAAGUAGCCUUUAGCUACAUGUAGUCUAUAUGUAUAAGCUUAGUCCCGCAGACCAGACCCUGAAAGAGGACCUCACUGUAAUAGACUAUAUAUUGACUGAUCAUAUCCAUAUCCAAUAUGGCAGUGGCAUGCAUCUACUUCGUGCCCAGAAUUGUUUAAAGUCCUUAUGAUUGGGGAUGAUUAUUCAGGAAAAAGUUGCUUAAUGAGUAGGUUUGUGUAUGGUCACUUCAGAGAAUCCAUCAGUACCAUAGGUGAGACUACGUUAAAAAUGUCAAUCAUUGUACUAGAUAAGCCUGUAUAGCUACAUACAGAAGAUGCAUGAGAUGGCUAGCUAGACUAUAGCUAUAGACUAGCUAGUAUAGUAACGUUAUAGUGUAUGUAUUUAACAUGUCACUGUCUGUACAUGUACUCAAGGCGUUGAUUUUAGUAUGAAAACAGUCCGCAAGAGGUGAAGCUUCAGAUAUGGGACACUGCUGGAUCUGAGCGUUUCCAUGAAAUUAUUAUUUCGUAUGUUCAAAGGGCAGUGGGGAUAAUGGUUCUGUAUGACGUUACAGACAUUACAACAUUCGUUAACAUUAGAAGAAUCUGGAUAGACAUGAUACGAAAGAAUGGACUGGACAAUGUGGUGAUAAUGUUCGUAGGAACCAAAUCAGAUUUGGUGGAUCAAAAGGUGGUUUCUGAGGACAUGGGGGGAGAGCUUGCAGAGGAGUAUGGAGCAAUGUUCAUGGAAGUCAGUGCCAAGACAGGGCAAAAUGUGAACAAUGCAUUUCUGGAGCUGGCUUCAAGAAUCAACGUUAUAAGAGGAGAAGCUAUCCAUAUGGUUGGUCAUAAGCAGACCUGCCCUAACUGCAAUGGUCUCUUCACUGAUCCCAAGAUGCUUCAGUGUUUCCAUGUCUAUUGCAAGAAAUGUCUCGAUCGAAUGGUUGUACACGACACUGAAAGAAGGAGCUCUAUCACCUGUCCAAUGUGCCUGCACACCACGUCUCUAGCUCCUUAUGGUGUCAAUGGCCUUGUGACAGCCUCCCACAUAUCACGACACAACGAAAUGCACGAAGCUCUCAAGAAAAUGAAUGAGCCUCGAAGAAUUGUCUGUGAGCAAUGUUUAAGAAAAAGAAAUAUUGCAGUAUGCUUUUGUCGCCAAUGCUCCAAGUUCAUUUGUCCGCAGUGCAGCGAUGCGCACAAAGAUUGGCCUGAGCUUCAACACCAUGUUAUUCUGACUAUCGAUGAAGCUAAAAACAAUACGGAACUAUUGCAUUUCGAUGAGCCGCAGAAUUGCUUGAAACAUGGCAAGAAAUUACAGCUCUACUGUGACACAUGCGGAGAACUUAUAUGUCAGCACUGCACUGUACAGAUGCACAAAGAUCAUAACUAUGGUGUGAUAGCUGAUACAAUUGAGAGCCAUAAGAAAGAACUCAUGGAUUCUAUAACACCUGUACGUCUUAAUCAAGUCAAACCCAAUAAUAUUAUGUGUACAUUUAUUCAAGCUCAAAAAAAUAACACAGAAACGUUGAAAGGUGAAAUACAUUCUAAGUUUGAGGAAUUGCGGAAAUUUCUUGAUGAGACUGAAGCACAACUCACUGCAGAUGUGGAUGUGAUAAUGAAACAAGAGAUAGAGAGCCUUGAGACGAAAAGAGACCAAGCUGAACAAUUUCGAAGCCAGUGCAUUAAUUGUGUUGAUUUUGUACACAAUACCGUACAUAGUGGUAAGGAAGGAGAGGUGUUGAAAAGCAAGCACCGAAUAAUAGAACAAGUUCGACAGUUGAGUGGACAGUUUGAUCCUGAUUACUGUGUAAAACCUGAAAAAGUGAACAUUGGCUUUGCCCUGUCACAAGACAGUUACAAAGUAAUCUCAGAAGCUGCUAGUUUAUACCAAACAAGGGUCACUGAAAAAGCAACUCGAAUUGCCGAAGUUAAAAAGCGAGCAACAGUCGCACUCGAAAUUCACGAUCUGAAGAAAGAACCAUUUUGCUUACCCACCUCAAAUAUUGAUGCCACAUUGGCUCUUAGGUUUGAAAAAGACCAAGUACAACAGUGCAGCAUCACUGAGCUAGAGAAGGGCAAGUAUGAGAUAGCCUACCAACCUGAUGUCGCCAAACCCCACAAUCUUUUCAUCAACGUUAAUAGAAACCCAGUGCAUGGAAGUCCAUUUCUUAUUAACGUUUUACAAUCUUUGGAUAGAGCUCCUGUUAGAAGUAUAACAAAUCUGAAUGGCCCAAGAGGAGUAGCUGUCAAUUAUAAAGGUGAAAUAUUUGUGUCCGAAUCUGAUAGCAAAUGUGUAUCGAUAUUUAGUCCCACUGGAGAGAAGUUGAGUACUAUAACUGGAGAGGACUCGAAACAUGGUCCACUUGGCACAGUACGUGGUGUCGCUAUGAUUGCAGGAAAUAAGAUUAUUGUAUUGGAUAGCGAUAUUCGUCUUGUAAGAUUGUUUUCUCGAGAUGGGAAAGAAUUAAAAGUUUCAGAGCCUUUGUUAUUCCAGUGUCCGAAUGGUGUGUGUGUGAACAAAAGGCAAGAUUCGGUGUAUGUGGUCGACCAUUUAGCGCAUUGUAUUAAGAGGUUGAAUCCAGAUCUCUCAAUUGCUUCUACAUUCGGUAGUGCUGGACAGUUGGACGGAGAAUUCAAUUUUCCUUUCGAUAUUGCCAUUGAUUCUAAGAAUAAUGUUUACGUGACUGACACGGACAAUCAUCGCGUCCAAGUGUUCACUCCCGGUGGUAAAUAUGUGAGACAGUUUGGAUCAGAAGGAACUGGCCCUGGAGAAUUAAGAGGUCCGAUUGGUAUUUGUAUUGAUUCAAAUAAUCUUGUCUACGUUGGCGAGCUCCAUAAUAAGAGAGUGUCCGUUUUCACGAUUGACGGUGAUUUUGUGACAUCUUUUGGCACGGAAGGUAGCGAGCUAGGACAGUUUGAUGGACCAUUUGGUUUAGCUAUCGAUCGGAAUGGAGUGUUGUAUGUUAGUGAUUUUGGUAACAAGAGAGUUCAACUGUUUAGCUAAUAACCCCCUUUAUAUUGCUAGUUGUGCCCUUUUCUUACUCUUUGCAUGUGUUGUGUGAUUCCGUUUGUUUAGAUUCUUGUACCUUAUUAAGGUAUGUGAUGGGUUAUGUGAUGUGAUAUAUCUCUGA